GCCGGACUAAGCCUAAAGCCCUUCGCCUCCAAUUUAGAACCGCCUCGACCCACCUUUUCUCUUCUCUUCACCACUGCUUUCGGUUUAUUCACAAUGGCCGGUGCUAUCGAUAACGCUAAGAAGCUCAUUAAGAACCUCGACGACGAUGGACAGUAUGGCUCUGUCUACUCGGUCUCUGGACCCGUCGUCGUCGCCGAGAACAUGAUUGGCUGCGCCAUGUACGAAUUGGUCCGCGUCGGUCACGAAAACCUGGUCGGUGAGGUCAUCAGAAUCGAGGCCGACAAGGCUACCAUCCAGGUCUACGAGGAGACUGCCGGCGUCACCGUCGGCGACCCCGUCCUCCGCACCGGUAAGCCCCUCUCCGUCGAGCUCGGCCCCGGUCUCAUGGAAACCAUCUACGAUGGUAUCCAGCGACCCCUCAAGGCCAUUCAGGAGCUCUCCGGCUCUAUCUAUAUCCCCCGUGGUAUCGAUACCCCUGCUCUCGACCGCUCAAUCGCCUACGCCUUCACCCCCGCCGCAAACCUCAAGGUCGGCGACCACAUCACCGGUGGCGACAUCUUCGGUUCCGUCUUUGAGAACUCGCUCCUCAGCGACCACAAAAUCAUCCUCCCCCCGCGCGCCCGCGGUACCAUCACCUCCAUCGCCGAGGCCGGCAACUACACCCUCAACGACACCAUCCUCGAGGUCGAGUUCGAGGGCAAGGUCUCCAAGUACUCCAUGUUCCACUCCUGGCCCGUCCGUGUCCCCAGACCCGUGUCCGAGAAGCUCACCGCUGACUACCCCCUUCUCACCGGCCAGCGUGUCCUCGACGCCCUCUUCCCCGUCGUCCAGGGCGGCACCACCUGCAUCCCCGGUGCCUUCGGCUGCGGCAAGACCGUCAUCUCCCAGUCCCUCUCCAAGUACUCCAACUCCGACGUCAUCAUCUACGUCGGCUGCGGUGAGCGCGGUAACGAGAUGGCUGAGGUACUCAUGGACUUCCCCGAGCUCUCCAUCGAGAUCAACGGCCGCAAGGAGCCCAUCAUGAAGCGCACCACCCUCGUCGCAAACACCUCCAACAUGCCCGUCGCCGCCCGCGAGGCCUCCAUCUACACCGGUAUCACUCUGUCCGAGUACUUCCGUGAUCAGGGCAAGAACGUCGCCAUGAUGGCCGACUCCUCCUCCCGAUGGGCCGAGGCUCUUCGUGAGAUCUCUGGUCGUCUCGGUGAGAUGCCUGCCGAUCAGGGUUUCCCUGCCUACCUCGGAGCUAAGCUCGCGUCUUUCUACGAGCGCGCCGGAAAGGUCGUCACCCUCGGCUCGCCCAAGCGCAUGGGUUCCGUCUCCGUCGUCGGCGCCGUCUCGCCUCCUGGCGGUGAUUUCUCUGACCCGGUCACUGCUGCCACCCUCGGUAUCACCCAGGUCUUUUGGGGUCUGGACAAGAAGCUCGCGCAGCGAAAGCACUUCCCGUCCGUCAACACCUCGCUCUCGUACUCCAAGUACAACAACAUCCUCGGCAAGUUCUACGAGUCCAACUACCCCGAGUUCCCCUCGCUCCGCGACAAGAUCAAGGAGAUCAUCUCCGACGCCGAGGAGCUCGAGCAGGUUGUCCAGCUCGUGGGUAAGUCCGCUCUGUCUGACUCCGACAAGAUUAUUCUCGAGGUCGCGACCUUGAUCAAGGAGGACUUCUUGCAGCAGAACGGUUACUCGACCUACGACGCCUACUGCCCGAUCUGGAAGACCGCCCAGAUGAUGAAGGCAUUCGUGCUCUACCACGACGAGGCCCAGAAGGCCGUCGCCUCCGGCUCGGUCUGGAACAAGCUCAGAGAGUCCACCAACGACGUCAAGUACGCCAUCUCCGCGACCAAGUUCUUCGAGCCCAGCAGAGGCGAGGCCGACGUCACUGCCGAGUUCGACAAGCUCUACAACAACAUCUCCGAGACCUUUGCCUCGGCUUCCGAGUAAGCUCAUGUCCUCUCUACAGUUGUUUUGGGUCUGCGCUCUUUAGUUUGAGCAUCGGUCGUCAGUUUCUUUUAGAUUGGAAUCGUCUUUCCUUAUUUCUAUAGUCGUUCGUUUGUGAGCCUGUGUUUUAUUUCUUUGUACUUUUUUCAAAAUAUUGUUUGUAGUUAAGCGAACUUGAUAGCAUUGUGGUAAUAAUAAUCGUUUUCAUAUCAU
Messenger RNA from Myxozyma melibiosi, 2148 nucleotides. Its product is annotated as vacuolar ATPase subunit A. Gene Ontology annotation, molecular function: proton-transporting ATPase activity, rotational mechanism; ATP binding; ATP hydrolysis activity. Gene Ontology annotation, biological process: ATP metabolic process; proton transmembrane transport. Gene Ontology annotation, cellular component: fungal-type vacuole membrane; proton-transporting V-type ATPase, V1 domain. Lineage: Eukaryota; Fungi; Ascomycota; Lipomycetes; Lipomycetales; Lipomycetaceae. Bases 94 to 1938 code for a protein of 614 amino acids. The record is from RefSeq and is a predicted model, not a curated record. The transcript is spliced from 5 exons.